Coregonus sp. 'balchen' is the source of this 1588-nucleotide messenger RNA. NCBI's taxonomy places the organism in Eukaryota, Metazoa, Chordata, Actinopteri, Salmoniformes, Salmonidae. The record is from the annotation of a GenBank genome assembly.
CUGUAUAAUCACAUCCAACUAUCAAGUAACUUGAUAUCUGGCUGGGACUACACACUUUUCAAGGUAAGGGUGAUUUUCCCCAUCUGUAAAAAUAAUAUAAUAUAAUAUAUAAAAAUAAUAUAAUAAUCUCACACCUGCUCCUUUUUUGUUCCAUACACUUUUCAACAUCCAUACCGGCACAUUUUUGUCUGUUCAGGUUGUGGCCAUUAGCAGCAACCAAUUAAUUGUCCAUAACAUUCCGUUAAUUCACCGAAGUUCAGUUGAGUUCUUGACUUGCCCAGUGCCUUUUAGACAGAGGGCUACACUAUGACAGGGAGUUGUCACAUUUCCCACGGUCUCGUUUCAGCCUGUGGCUUUAGCUUUUACUGCAAGGGUUAUGACUCCUCCCAAGGACGUCAGUCCGCCCCAUAUCGACUACUACUCAGACUGAUGCAAUUGCACAAGCCUCUCCCAGUGAUAAUUAAAUGUCAUGCUUAGCUACACAGGGGGGGUCACUUGCAAUCACUUGGGCGAGCUGUUCCUAGGUGAAUAAUUUCAAUUUAGGUUUUUAUUGUCUUGAAUAACAACCAAACAUGCAGAAACUAACUGAGAAAAGAGUUGUUCUUGGAUAUAGCUUAAUCGCUUUAUCUAAACACAGUUUAAUCCAAAGCCCAUCUCCUAUCUUGUAGUAUCAAGUUCUGCAACAAAAACAAGCAAUUGUCGAGGUUCCUGCUCUACAGUUUGCCUGCACAGACAGCAAGCAACCCCUGACCUAUAAAGGCAAACAUGGUGUAGGGCAAAAAAAUAGGUAAUGUUCUUGACCUUUGCACCCUGAUCCUGGUCUGUUUUUGUGCUGCAGGAUGGUAUUUAGCCCAUGUGGGAGGACAAGAGGAACAAGCGUGGCGGCAGGUGGCUCAUCACACUGUCCAAACAGCAGCGCAGGGCCGACCUCGACCGCUUCUGGCUGGAAACGGUUAGUACCUCACCCCUACAGGUCUGAUUACAUACACAAGGUGCAGAACUACACUAUUUGUAUUUUACCAUACUCUGUAAAAGCUGUGAUGUAUUUCUCAUGUUAAGUGUGUGGGACAUAACUGCUAUCUAAUGACCUCUCUCUUACACACACAAUCAUUCUUAGACAUUCACAUAGUACAUCCACACAUCCAUGUCUCAGAAAGUUGACUAUGUUUAGCUGUUCAAAUGUUAAAAACAUCUGGCUGUCCAUGUGCGUUGCAGCUCCUGUGCCUUGUGGGCGAAGCUUUCGAUGACCAUAGCGACGAUGUUUGCGGGGCAGUUGUCAACAUCCGAACGGAGGAGGAGACAAACUCGCGAUAUGGACCACAGACUACGAAAACAAGGAUGUCAUUACACAUAUAGGGUGAGCUGGUGUCGCAAUACCAUUUAGUUAGCCCUGAAAGAUGUUGACCAUCUAUUUUUAUCCAUAUCCAGAUAUUCUGAUUUUUACUAAACAAUGUGUAUUUGCCUUUCUCUGUAGGUGGGGGUGGAAGGACAGGUUAGGCGUGCCACGCAGGUGAUCAUCGGAUACCAAUCACACAAGGACACUGCCACUAAGAGUGGUUCCACCACCAAGAACAUGUUUGUCGUCUGA